Messenger RNA from Dentiscutata erythropus, 200 nucleotides. NCBI's taxonomy places the organism in Eukaryota, Fungi, Glomeromycota, Glomeromycetes, Diversisporales, Gigasporaceae. The record is from the annotation of a GenBank genome assembly.
AAAAUUCAAUAACAAAUUUAAAUGAAAAUUCCGGUGUUAUCAUGUCAGUAAUUCAUACAUCAAUUAACAACAUCGAAGAUAUAAAUAAGCAUGAUAAUAGUGGUAAUCAUAAUAAUGAACCAGAUUUUGGAUCGGUAUCUGGAUAUCAAUCUAUUAAUGCUGUUUUAAGAGAAGCUUUCUUGAGAAGGCAUGGUUUAUAA